Messenger RNA from Lecanosticta acicola, 1608 nucleotides. Lineage: Eukaryota; Fungi; Ascomycota; Dothideomycetes; Mycosphaerellales; Mycosphaerellaceae. The record is from the annotation of a GenBank genome assembly.
AUGCCGGUCUCCACCGGCUGGAGGAAACUCCUCAACACCCUCCAGAUCAGGACCGACUACACCAUCCAGCCCGCCGGUCUCAAAUGGAGGAGCAACACCCUCUUCAUCGUCUCCACCGUGGCCGUCGGGCUCUUCACAGACCUCUUCCUCUACGGCCUGAUCGUGCCCGUGCUGCCCUUCAUGCUCCAAGACCGAGUCGGCCUGCCCCAGGAACAAAUUCAGAGCCAUGUAUCGGGACUGCUUGCAGCCUAUGCGGCCGCCAGUGUCGUCUUCAGCCCCGUGGCUGGUAUCUUGGCUGAUAAGGUGGAGACGAGACAAUCGCCCUUCUUGUUGGGACUGGCCGCUUUGUUGGCCGCUACUGUACUGUUGUUCCUCGGGAGGACUGUGCCGGUCUUGGUUCUCGCGAGGGUGUUGCAGGGUAUCAGUGCUGCGUUCGUCUGGACGAUUGGGCUGGCUCUCUGUCUGGAGACUGUCGGACCGGAGAAUCUUGGCAAGACAAUUGGCUCGGUAUGUGAACACGCUGUGUUACAAACAGCAUGCUGACAUGUCCUCCAGAUUUUCAGCUUUAUUGCGGUCGGCAACCUUGCUGCUCCGACACUCGGUGGCUUGUUGUAUGAGAAGACGGGCUACGAAGGAGUCUUCGCCAUCGGAGCCUCUAUCCUCAUUGUCGAUUUCCUCAUGCGGAUCAUGGUCAUCGAGAAGAAAGAAGCCCUCAAGUACGAAGCGGACGAUCCGAGCACUGUCAGCGACCUGACUGCUUCUCAGCAGCACCGAGAAAGUCAUAACGAGGCCGUCAAUGAUGAAGAAUCGCAACAGCAGUCUAACGCCUCUGCGAAUGGCUCAGAGGAGGAUCCUCUCCUUGGUGGCAAACACCCCGAUGAGGAAUACUACAAGCUUCGCCCUCGGAAUGAAUACUCCUGUCUGGUCCGUGCAAUCCCCAUCAUCCCUUGUCUGACCGAUCCCAUGCUUCUUGUUGCCUUCCUCGUCGCCAUGAUACAGGCUGUGCUUCUUGGCUCUUUCGACGCCACCAUCCCGACUGUCGCCGGUGAGUUCUUCGGCUUCACAUCACUCAAAUCCGGCCUCCUCUUCCUCCCACUUGGGGUCUUUGAUCUCCUUCUCGGCCCUCUAUUCGGAUGGUGUGUCGACCGCUAUGGCACGAAACCCGUCGCCGUCUUCAGCUACGGCUUCCUGGUGCCCGUCCUCGUGCUCCUCCGCAUCCCACAGCCCGGCGGCACCAAGCAGAUAAUCAUCUACACCGUCCUUCUCGCCCUCUCGGGCGUCGGCCUCGCGGGCAUCGGCGCGCCCUCCAUCGUCGAGGCGGGCGCCGUGGUGCAGAAGUACUACGAAGCCAACCCGGACUACUUCGGCGACAAGGGUCCCUACGCGCAGCUCUACGGUCUGAGCAAUAUGGUCUUCAGCUUCGGGCUGGCGGUCGGGCCGGAGUUGGCGGGUGAACUGAAGCAGGUCAUCGGCUAUGGGAAUAUGAACCUCGUGCUGGCGGCCAUCUGUGCCCUCGUCAGCUUGUUGAGUUUCUUGUAUAUCGGUGGGCGCCCGAGGGUUCUCCGCAGGGCGGGCGUGAAUACUUUCUUGCCGAGGAAGCGGGCUUGA